Letharia columbiana is the source of this 1416-nucleotide messenger RNA. RefSeq lists its product as uncharacterized. The record is from RefSeq and is a predicted model, not a curated record. Gene Ontology annotation, cellular component: nucleus; cyclin/CDK positive transcription elongation factor complex. The transcript is spliced from 6 exons. Gene Ontology annotation, biological process: regulation of transcription by RNA polymerase II; positive regulation of DNA-templated transcription, elongation. NCBI's taxonomy places the organism in Eukaryota, Fungi, Ascomycota, Lecanoromycetes, Lecanorales, Parmeliaceae. Gene Ontology annotation, molecular function: cyclin-dependent protein serine/threonine kinase activator activity. Bases 1 to 1416 code for a protein of 471 amino acids.
AUGGCUCCGUCUCAGAUAGCAGAGCCGAUGGAGCAUGGUCUUGUUGGUCCUCACCCGUCUUAUAUCGAAAUUGCAAAGCCAUACAUCUUCGAACCCAAAAUUCAUGAAUGUCUUACCGUUGCUGGAGUAUCAGAAGCGAAGGAUGACAGUAUUCGACUUCAGGGAGUGGCUUGGAUCGACAGUGUGAGAAAAGCUAUGCAUCUUCCCGUACGAACUUACAACACUGCAGCGGUGUACUAUCACAAGUUCCGUCUAGUACAUCCUGAUAGCAAUGGUUACAUUGAUGCGGCUGCAGCAGCACUUUUCGCGGCGUGUAAGAUCGAGGACACACUGAAAAAGUCAAAGGAAAUUCUCUGUGCUGCGUACAAUCUGAAACUUACACCGGGAGAGCAGCUUACUCCAGAUGACCAACUGUUCGAGAAUCACUCAAAGACAAUCAUUGGUCUGGAACGUCUCAUGCUCGAAGCAUCAGGCUUCGACUUCAGAAAUCGUUAUCCUCAAAAUUUGGUUCUGAAGAUGGCAAAGCAUUAUCAUGUAGACCGAGAUACGGUAGGCAAAACUGCUUAUAACAUAUCUCUGGACCUCUAUCGCACCUUCGCUCCCAUCAAGCAGACCACGGCCACCAUGGCAAUUGCAUGUGUGGAACUAUCGGGGCGCAUCUGCGAACAGCCGGUUUCGGAAUUAGAAGCAGGCAAGGGUUAUACAAAAUGGAGAAUCUCUCGCCCCGAGGUCAUGGAGACGCUGCUUGACCUCCUGGACUUGUAUACUCACCAUCGAGCAUCUACCAUUGUCGGCCAAGAUCACGCCCUCGAGACUUUCAUUAGCAUCCGAAUUGCCCUAAAUCAGGAAGCAUCGGCCAACAAGUACCCACGCCAUUUCCAAAGUCACAAGAAGAGGUCCAUCACCAAUGGCGCCAAAGCGGCAAAUGGCAUCAUGGACUCGAAAGCUAAGAAACCCGUUACUCCAACCACGAGUCCUCGCGAUGAAUCCUUGAGAGACAUUACCUCUCCAACGGCUAAUGGCGGCUCGAAGCCUGGGCUGAAGGAGGGCACGGUGCGCUUCAUGCUCAACCCGCAGCGCGCAAGAGACGAGAAGAAUGCUGUGGCCGAGUUCUUCAAGGUAGAAGAAGAAGAGUACGAGGUCGAGGUCGAGGUUGAGAGGGAAAGACGUAGAGUACUUCCAGAGACGAAACGCAUUCGUUCAUUCAAAGCCGAAACGGAGGCCACCAUUGCAACAUCUUCCAGAGGAGAUCCCGUAGAAUGGUGCGGCAAUGCACCGGACAAGCCGCAUGAGGGUCAGCGAAAAGGCAAUGGCCGGCUGGAACACCAAGUCCUGGUCCAACGAGGUCCUCCAAUUGUUCAGGACGAGGUCCCGGGACGAGCUUCAAAGCGAAAGAAGAGACGUCGAGGCCGUUAG